AUGAUCGAUCCCGCGCGCAUAUGCAAAUCGCAGCUCGAAGCCUGCCUCAAGCACAUCUUUGCCAAAUACUGCACGCCCCGUCCGAGCGCGUCUGCCACAGGGGCGGGGCCCGCGCUCCUCUCGCCUCCCGAGGGGGCCUUCCUUUCCCCUGAAGGACUAGACGCGUGGGCGCGUGAUACCAACGGCGAACCCUUCACCGAGGAGACCAAGGAGGAGCUGCUGGAGUUCAUGGAUGUUACCGACGACGGCGCGCUAACCUUCAAGGGGUUCAUGCAGGUGUAUCAACUACAAACGGAGAACGACGCAGAAGAGACAUGGAAAGACCUGGCGGCACAUGGCUUUGAUCGAAGCCUGCGGCUGACCGUCGAUCCACCACUGUAA
Messenger RNA from Heterobasidion irregulare TC 32-1, 381 nucleotides. RefSeq lists its product as uncharacterized. Bases 1 to 381 code for a protein of 126 amino acids. The transcript is spliced from 3 exons. NCBI's taxonomy places the organism in Eukaryota, Fungi, Basidiomycota, Agaricomycetes, Russulales, Bondarzewiaceae. The record is from RefSeq and is a predicted model, not a curated record.